Messenger RNA from Rhododendron vialii, 828 nucleotides. RefSeq lists its product as uncharacterized. Lineage: Eukaryota; Viridiplantae; Streptophyta; Magnoliopsida; Ericales; Ericaceae. The record is from RefSeq and is a predicted model, not a curated record. The coding region runs from base 1 to 828 and encodes 275 amino acids. The transcript has a single exon.
AUGGCGAGGGGGGAUGAAGAUGGGGUGAUCGGCAGCGGCGAAGGGGUGGAGCCUAGCGGUCAGGAGGUCACGGCUGGUGCCAUGGUGGUGGCAGCUGGGGGGAAUGGAGGUGACGCAGGGGCUGAGCCCAGCGACGGGGACGCCACGGCUGGUGCCACGGUGGUGGCGGCUGCUGGUGACCAGGGGGUCGCCGGAGGGAGUUCAGUGGUGGUUGCUGCCGGUGAGGGUGCAGAGGUGGCGGCAAUAAGGGGCUCCGGUAGCGGGGACAGAGGUUCGGGCAGUGGAGGCGGGGGUUCGGGUAGGCCUCUCACUCCUACCGUGGAGGAGUUGUUUGCGGCUGCCGAGCGGGCGAGCGACGGGGGGAUAGCCGACCGCGGUGGUGAGGAGGUAGUUGGUGGACAGUUCAGCGAGACGCCGGUGCUGAGGACGGCGACGGUGUUAGAGCCGAGGAAUGGGGACAGCGGGAUCGGGGCCUCACGCCCUGUUCCCUUCGUGGAUGGGGACUUCCUGGAGGACGCGGAGCCUCGGGAUAUCUUGGACACGUUUGGUCUCGACCCUGGGGUUGCGGCGGUGCUAAGGGACGCUAGUACGCCUGAGGACCGGGCUUCGGCGUUGCUUUUAGGGGCUUUGCUGAGCGGAGCGGGCUCGGGCACUCCAGAGGUGGUUGUACCGGAGGUGGAGGAGUUGGGAGGGGAUAGGGUGGAUGCCGAGGCGGCGGUUGAGGUACGGGUUACCGCGGUAGACGAGGCGAAAGCCUACUUGGAGGAGCGGCGAGCCUACCUGGCGGGGGAGCGGCCCGAGUUCACUCUGGCUACGUAUGCUCCUUGA